AAAAUGUUAUUAGCAACACUAAAAUAAAAAAGGAGAACAGGAAAUCAGCUAAAAGACGUAAACGGGAAGGGCAAACGAGCCCUAGAUAUUCGUCGGCUCUCCUCCCCCACCCUCCAGUUUGCCGUUUUCUCGUCAGACACCAGGUGAUUGGUUUAUUCUGCAGUUGCUGGGAUGGCAAACAGAGAAGAGUUGGAUGGUGAUGAUGACUUCAGUGAAAUCUACAAGGCAUAUACCGGUCCCUUGGGUUCUAGUGCACCAAAUGCACAGGAAAAAAUAACAACGAAUAAAAGAUCACAUGCAGGCUCAGAUGGAGAAGAGGAAGCUCGUGACCCUAAUGCUGUCCCAACCGAUUUUACUAGCCGUGAAGCUAAGGUUUGGGAAGCUAAAUCUAAAGCAACUGAGAGGAACUGGAAGAAGAGAAAAGAAGAAGAAAUGAUUUGUAAAAUAUGUGGUGAAUCAGGUCAUUUUACUCAGGGAUGUCCAGCUACUCUUGGUGCUAACCGCAAGUCUCAGGAUUUCUUUGAAAGGGUGCCUGCUAGAGAUCCUCAUGUGAAAGCCUUAUUCUCAGGAGAUGUUGUCAACAAAAUUGAGAAGGAUAUUGGUUGCAAAAUUAAAAUUGAGGAGAAAUUUAUCAUUGUCAGUGGCAAGGACAGGCUAAUUUUGAAAAAAGGUGUUGAUGCUGUACAUAAAGUCAAACAAGAGGGUGAAAACAAGAGUGUUCACAAGCUUCCUGAAGAAGUUGAGCAUAAAGUUCCUUCUAGAUCGCCAGUUUCCCGGUCCAGAUCACUGGAACAUAGAAGUCCUGUUACAUCUCGUUUAGGACGAUCUGAUUCCCAAAAGUCUAGUCACAGCCCUCGCAAUUCUGCACAUAUUCCUCGGAGGUAUGGCAGACAUGAGAAAGUUGAAGACCGAGUUCGCGAGGAUCUACAAAGACUACCAAGUGGCUCUCCUCAAGCUGCAACCCUUUCUAGAGAUCUUGAACGGAAGUACUUAACACACUCUUCCUUUGGUGAAGCUUAUGGUAAUGAUGGAGGUAGAGGUCGAUCAAGCCAUUCAAAGUCUCCAGCACGGCCCUCUUACACAGGAAACUCUUAUAAUUCGUACAGCCAUAAUCAGAGUAGAGGUGGCUUCAGGACGGAUGGCUGGAAUGCUGAUAGAGGUGGAUCUAGUUUGCAGUUAGAUCAUAAAUUUGACUAUCCUUCCACUCCCCAGACAUGGGAAGAUAUAGAGCUGCACUACAACAGGGAGGUCGCGGAAAUUGUAAGAAUUCGAGAUAAAGAAGAAGAUGAAGAAAAUAUCAAGCAUCGUGAGGUUGUCAAAGAAAUAAGGGAGGGCUACAUGAAAAAAAUCAAGGCACUGAAGGGCACUCAUGCAACAAUGUGGGAAGAGUUUCUUCAACAGGAGCGGCAAAGGAGGCAACAAGCCAUGCUUGCUCACAUUUCUGCAUCGGGGUUCGGUGGUUACAAACAAUCAGGUUAUUCGGAGUAUGAGAAUGACUCCCCGAAUCUUCACGCCUCAGGAACAAAUAUGCACUCGAGGGGUGGUUAUCAUAGUGCGAUGGACGGCUAUCAUUCCUCAAGGCCUCACAACAAUUAUGAUGAUUUCCAGCAUCACAGGCAAGAUGACUUUGGAAAAUCAUAUAAUCGAUACUGAAUGGUUGGUGGAAAAUAGUGGCAUGGAUGCAACUGCUGGUUGGACACUACUGUUUCCUGGGGAGUUCACUUUGUGUAGGUAAGUAUGGUCGGGUCCUUUGGACAUGAUGUCCGGUGGCUGGGCCAGUAGUCGCUUCGAAAUCGAAGCUUGUUAGACCACCAUUGUAAUCCAAAGAACAUUCUGCUCGUGCUUUGUGUAGCUAGCUAGAGAGAGUAUGGAUUCCUCUGUUGGCUUUUGUGAAUCAGUUAGUAUUGAUAUUGAUCCUUCUGAGUUUUGCAUGACAAACAAACCAAUGUGUUAAGAGGUAUCUAUCCUCUUUUGAUACUUAUGCUUCUUAUGGCCAUGGUUUGCCUUGCCGUA
This is a messenger RNA of Andrographis paniculata, 2013 nucleotides long. RefSeq lists its product as uncharacterized. The transcript has 6 exons. The coding region runs from base 172 to 1653 and encodes 493 amino acids. Gene Ontology annotation, molecular function: nucleic acid binding; zinc ion binding. Lineage: Eukaryota; Viridiplantae; Streptophyta; Magnoliopsida; Lamiales; Acanthaceae. The record is from RefSeq and is a predicted model, not a curated record.